Messenger RNA from Haliotis rubra (blacklip abalone), 2182 nucleotides. RefSeq names its product probable tRNA N6-adenosine threonylcarbamoyltransferase, mitochondrial. Bases 498 to 1430 code for a protein of 310 amino acids. The transcript is spliced from 11 exons. The record is from RefSeq and is a predicted model, not a curated record. NCBI's taxonomy places the organism in Eukaryota, Metazoa, Mollusca, Gastropoda, Lepetellida, Haliotidae. Gene Ontology annotation, cellular component: mitochondrion.
AAAAUAUAAUGGUUUAUGAAACCUACAAAUGAUACUACAUACAAAUUGUAUUCGUCUCGGAAAUUAUUACUAAAUAUAUUGACCAGAAAACGAGAGUGUAAACGUGAUUAUUUUGUCUAUUUUCUCCUGUCGGUUCUCGACGGGAUGCAUUGUGGGAAAACAAAGAUGUCUGCGCCCAUGAGGCAUGUCAGCCGAUGUUGUCAACGACGCAUCUCAAGUUGUCUAAGAUUGACAGGGAAUAAUGAAUCAAAUACACACAAUCUCUCAGCUUUUUCGACAUAUUUUACUUCAAAGAAAACUGUCCUUGGCAUCGAAACAAGCUGCGAUGACACCGGUGCAGCUGUCGUUGAUAACAGAGGUCGUGUUCUUGGGGAGGCCUUAAAUUCCCAAAUCAAAAUACAUGUGGAAGCUGGUGGUAUUCUUCCUCCUGUGGCUCGGGGAACCUUCAUGUAGAGAGCAUUAGUGGAGUUGUACAGGAAGCUUUGGGCCGAGCCAGUAUGACAGUGCAUGAUGUGGACGCUGUUGCUGUGACGGUGGAACCGGGGCUGGCACUAUGUCUGAAGGUCGGGUUGGACCAUGCCAAAUCUCUAGUCAGGCUGUCAGGGAAACCGUUGAUACCGAUCCAUCAUAUGCAGGCACAUGCUCUCACAGCCAGAAUGACCGACAGAGUGGACUUCCCCUUCCUAGUGUUGCUGAUCAGUGGCGGACACUGCCUCCUCACAGUGGCGAGGGAUGUUGCAGACUUCGUGUUGCUGGGAGAGAGUCUGGACGAUGCUCCAGGGGAGGCCUUUGACAAGAUUGCUCGUCAACUAAACCUGAAAAACCUUCCACAAUUCACCAGUGUAAGCGGUGGUGUUGCCAUAGAAACCAUGGCUAGUCAAGGUGACCCCAAAUCCUUUGACCUGCCUCUGAUGUUGACACAGGUUCGGACCUGCGACUUCUCUUUUUCUGGUCUGAAAUCUCAGGCAAAGAGGAUCAUAGCACAUGAAGAGAAGAGGCAAGGUGUGUCCAGAGAUGAUAUUUUACCCAACGCAGCAGACAUCUGUGCCUCUUUCCAGUAUGGAGUCUUGAAGCACUUGGCACGGCGGGUUCAGAGGUCACUGUUGUUCUGUGAGUUGAGUGGCCUGCUGCCGAAACACAAGACCCUGGUUGUGUCUGGAGGGGUGGGAAGCAAUCAGUUCAUCAGAUCGGGGCUCCAGAAGGUGUGUGACAUGUACUCCACACAGCUCAUCUGUCCACCGCCUCGUCUGUGUACUGACAAUGGUGUAAUGAUUGCCUGGAAUGGCAUGGAGAAACUACUUUGUGGAAAGAAUUUCUCAGCAGCCGAUCCUGAAGCUGUCGACUUCCAGCCCAAGUCCCCAAUUGGUGAGGACAUAUCCAGUUCUGUGAGGGAUGCUGCCAUCAAGCUGUCGCCGCUCAAACUGUUAUAGUGGAUUAUCUACAACAGACCAUUUUACUGUUAUAACCUGGCAGUGAUGAACGUGCGAGCGUAGAUGAGAAGGAUGAUGAACAUGAGGAGACAUGCAAUACUUUCGACCGUGAGGAGAUAUGCAUACCACAUGAGACUGUGCUCAUUCAUCAGAUAUCCCAGUAUUAUGGGGUUAGCCAUCGUUCCCGAAGAUGAAGCUAUCAAAAUGGCAGAUGCAACUCUCCCCGACAUAUUUAACAGCUCUUCCUCUGUCCACGUCAACCCUGUCGGGAAGAAUACAGACAUUGAGAGUCCUGUUGUGACCGAGCUGAUCCAAAUGCCUAUUGUGAUAUCGUACUGUGCACAAAACAGAAAAGCCACAAGUGAUGCUAUUAGAGAAAAACAGCAUAUAAAUAGCAACUUGACGGGAGUGAUAAAUUUUACGAAAAAGAUGCCGAGGAAUCGCCCGCCAGCAAAUGAUGCCCAAUAUGCUGAUGUUAAUUCUGUUCCUCUAGACUUGCUCCAACGUAGAUGCUUCACAACAAAGGUCACCAAGUAUGCUGCGAAACUGUCCUCAACUGCACAGUACAGCAUGUAUGUCACACAGAUCAUUGCGAUCGUGAAGACGAACACAGGACGUGAUAUACUUUGGGGCUCGGAAGUAUCCUCCCCUGCUGUUCGCUUCUUUGUUUGAGAUUUUUCACGACAAUAUGAUAUUAAAAAUGGAAAAGCAAAGAAUGUAGUCAAUACAGCAGAAAUUAUAUAAGCGUAAAA